GGAAGAUUCCUGAGCAGAGAUUUUAAUGCUCUGUGAACCGGGCAGAGCAAUUCCUGCAAUUGUCUCAUACAAUUCUAUGUUUGGCUGCCAUUUACAUUGUCCACAUACAGCAGAUCAGGGGAUCUUUUUGCAGAAGCUUCAGGACAACCUGCUGAGCUGUUGAAAGAGCCCAAUAAGCAUUCCAACAUGUGGGUGCAAAGCCUGAUGGCCCUGGUCCUCCUGGCUACUUCUGCUUCAGCUACUACCUCGGCUUUACCAAAGAAAGUCCUGAGCAAACACGCCACCAUCCUGGCUGACAACAGUGCAAAGUUUGCCUUCAGUCUCUACCAAAAAAUGGCUAAGGAAAAGAAUGUAGAAAACAUCCUGAUCUCCCCUGUAGUGGUGGCCUCCGCUCUGGGUCUGGUUGUUCUUGGGGGCAAAGCCUCCACUGCCUCUCAGGUGAAAACCAUUCUGAAUGUGGCUAAAGUCAAAGAUGAUCAACUGCACUCUGGUCUGGCUGAGCUCCUGUCUGAGGUGAGCGACCCAAAAACCCGCAAUGUCACCUGGAAGAUCAGCAACCGUCUCUAUGGACCCAGCUCCGUCGCCUUUGUGGAUGAGUUUGUCAAGAGCAGCCAGAAGCACUAUAACUGUGAUCACUCCAAGAUAAACCUCAGAGAUAAGAAGAGCGCCGUGAACUCCAUCAACGAGUGGGCGUUCAAGUCUACUGAUGGCAAACUGUCCGAAGUUACCAAGGAUGUGGAGAAGGCUGAUGGGGCGAUGAUCAUCAAUGCUAUGUUUUUCAAACCUCAUUGGGACGAGCAAUUCCAUCAUAAAAUGGUGGACAACCGUGGAUUUGUGGUAUCCCGUGGCUACACUGUUUCAUUACAGAUGAUGCACCGCACCG
Messenger RNA from Notothenia coriiceps (black rockcod), 883 nucleotides. RefSeq names its product serpin H1-like. The record is from RefSeq and is a predicted model, not a curated record. Gene Ontology annotation, molecular function: serine-type endopeptidase inhibitor activity. NCBI's taxonomy places the organism in Eukaryota, Metazoa, Chordata, Actinopteri, Perciformes, Nototheniidae. Gene Ontology annotation, biological process: collagen fibril organization; negative regulation of endopeptidase activity. The annotation marks the transcript as partial. The transcript has 3 exons. Gene Ontology annotation, cellular component: endoplasmic reticulum.